Brassica rapa (field mustard) is the source of this 1079-nucleotide messenger RNA. Its product is annotated as L10-interacting MYB domain-containing protein. The record is from RefSeq and is a predicted model, not a curated record. NCBI's taxonomy places the organism in Eukaryota, Viridiplantae, Streptophyta, Magnoliopsida, Brassicales, Brassicaceae.
GGUUUUGUUGAAACAUUAGAGUAGAAAAUGGGGGAUAGUAACGUGAAUAUGCAAGAAACCUGUAGUUUUGCAAUCAAAUAAACAUUCCUAAAAGCUAAUGGCUUGUUUGGCUCAACGCCUUCGCAAAUUCAUCUUCCUUUCUCAAGCCCACUCUUCUUCACCAUCAUCAUCAUCAGUCACUACCUUGAGAUGGCGACAGGGAACUCCAGUGACCAGCAACAGUACCAACCUCACCCAGUGUGGACAGCCUUGUUGACAAAGCUACUCGCAAACCUAAUACUCGAUCAGGUCCGUAAAGGAAACACAGCGAACAACUCCUUAUCUAAUAAAGCUUGGAACUUUAUAACCAAUGAGUUCUACACAAGAAGUGGUAUCAAACGCGACAAAGAACAUCUCAAGAACAGGUUCGCUGCUCUCAGACGCGAGUUCUCUGUCGUUAAGCUGAUCCUAUCUCGAGAUAACUUCGUUUUCGAUGAAUCAACUGGUUGUAUCAUCGCCGCUGAUGAAUCUUGGGACCAAUACGUAAAGGUCCUGACUUUUUUAACAAUGUUGCUGCAUAGUCUUGUCUUUCAAUCUCUAUAUAUGUUUUUGCUGAUCUUACAGGAGUGUCCCGACGCUGAGGCUGUAAGAAGAGGUGGCUGUCCAGUUUACAAGCAGCUCUUUGAGAUAUUCGGAGUUGUUCAUCUUGAGGAGGAACCUGUGUUACCUCAACGCUCGUAUGAGUACGCUGCUGUUAAGAGUAGGCCUAGUAGGGGAGUGGAGGCUACUAUUGCCAAUGCUAUAUUUCACUGCUGCAUCGAGGCUAAGGACUAAUGCUGUGACGCAGAUGAGGAGCAGGUUCACUCUUGCUGAGUGUAUCAGAGAGCUAGAUGGGAUUCACGGCGUAGCAGAGAAUGUCUAUUUUGCUGCACUUGAGAACUUCAACAACCCAAGUGCAAGAGAGACAUUCUUGUCGUUGAGAAGUGACAUGCGUUUGGCUUGGCUUCAGUGGAAAUGUACUUAAACAUCUCUAACAAUCAAUGUACAUGUAUCGUAGCAUGAAAUUUUCAGGCAAUGAUUCAAUGAAAAAGUUCAUUUUC